UUGCGUACAGACCACAAACAAAGAUUUGGAGUAUUGCAACAUCUUUUAGUUUAAUUCCACAACUUUGUAAUCGUACGAGUAGAUUUUAGUAGAAAACAACUACAACAUAUGUAGUGUCUCGUACGGAAGACGAAUGUGAACGAGCAAAGAAUAAAAGUCUGCUCGAGCCUUUGCCCAGUAGGUACCAGGUAGAGAGCUGCCGUUGACUAUUUACUCGUGUGUUGCUGCUGUCUGAUCUUGCCAUGUCAAGAAAAGGGACCCCACCCUUGUGGAAACCUUUUCAAACCUAUCUAUUUUUAAAAUAAAUUUUAUGGUGAAAGUGUGCCAGAACAGAGAAUCUGUUCUUAAUUCUAAGCCAUUGGUUUGCUUAAGAAUCUGAGUUGAUCUAGUAAGGAGAAAAUGUCCUUUCUUCUUGAAUUCUUGAAAUGCGCUCUGUGUUGUGAAGACGAGCACAUUGAUGGUCGUUGUGAGGAUGAGUGCAGUGAUAUUAGUGACAGUGAAACCUCCUUCAGCAAUAUUUAUAGUACAACUAGGAUUUAUAACACAUUUGCUAGCUGGGUCUCCACUCCUAGUUCCUCCAUAGACGAAUCAACAUCAAUAACCAGAACUCGCUUAGAUUCAUCCCUCAGUUCAUCGCUCUUGAACCCAACCAGAAAAGAGUCAACAUGGCAGUCCAGGCCAAGUGAUGUACCUGUUGAAUACAGGGUAGUUCUAGGUUCAGAGACAAAUAAUCCUACUUCAAUUGGAUCAUUGUAUCUUAAGUCUGUGGAAAGGAUUUGUCAAGUGCCUCAGAAUCCUAGGAGUUCUGGUACAUACAACAUUUAUUCAUCUCCAACUCCCACGAAACCACCUCAGUCUUCAACUAAGCUGAUUCUCCCUCCUCGUAGUCCAUCGCCAUCAUCCCUUAAACCCCCAACAUCUUCUCCUAAACCCCCCGCAUCUUCAAAACCAUCUCCAUCAUCUCCUAAACCUCCAACGCAUUCUAAACCAUCUAUGUCGUCUCCCAAACCCUCUUCAUCAUCUUCUAAACCAAGUUCAUCCUCCUCCUCGCCAUCUUCAUCUUCUUCUAACCCUUUUCCCUCCCUUAAGCCAACUCUAUCCCCUGUGCCUUCUUAUUGUAUCGACCAGCAAGGGAAAGGAAAAUAUGCUUGGGCUGAUCCAAAGGAUACAUUACCUAUUUACAAGAUUCCCAAGGACAUUGUGGACUUAAUCAAGAGAGACAUUGUGCCUGAAGUUCUGGAGAAAGCUUUGUCUCCUUCAACUUAUCAGGAUUUUUUUGCAGCUCUCCUCUAUGCUGAGGACUACUACAUUGAGAAAUGGAGCAAUUUUGAGUUGAUGAAUGUGUCUCUGGAAUUGCAUCCAGCGUCAAUCUAUCAGAAGUCAGGCCAGAAUAAGUAUUCGAAUGCAAGGAAUGAGAUGGAUAAUAAAACUUUUGUAGUAUUUAAGGUUGAUUCUCUUUCUAAGAAGCGGCCAUUUCUUCUGUCAAGGGACUUUGUCUUUGCACAACCUUCUGGCAAAAAAAUUGAGCCAUUUCAGGGUGUUAUAUAUCGGGUGGUGAAGAGCACAACUAUACUAGUUGAAUUUGAAGAGAAAUUUCAUUCUCACCAUGAUCCAACCUGCAGAUAUAACAUUAGGUUCUCGUUCAACAGAGUCUGCUUAAAGAGGGCUCACCAAGCAAUUGCAGCUGCAUCUACACCUGCUUCCUUAAUCCAAAAGUUCGUCUUCCCUAAUUCUGUCUCCCAAAAUCUCAUGCCUACCUCAACUUCUUUUCAUCUUUAUAACCACGAGCUCGGUCAGAAUGAAAAGUCAGCAGUUCGUCAUAUUUUGAACUUUCGAGGCCCUCCACCUUUUCUAGUAAAGGGCCCUCUCUGCGCAACUUGCAAUGAUGGUUCUGAAUCCUUUUCAAAGCAACUUUCAAGGACUGGACUGGUUAUUAAAGAAGCAGUGCUUCAAAUUUAUCAACGCCAUCAAGGGUCUAAAAUUCUUGUCUGUGCACCUAUCAAUAGCACAUGUGACAUGAUAAUGAGAAGCUUGAAUUUGGAAAUUCCGGUGUCAGAUAUGUUCAGAGCCAAUGCUGCAUUCCGGGAGAUAGAGGGGGUACCUAUUGACAUCCUCCCCUCCUGUCUUUAUGAAGAAGAAACUGAUUGUUUUACUUGUCCAUCACUUAAGGGGCUAAGGAACUUCCGAGUAAUAUUGUCAACUUUCAUUAGUAGCUAUCGCCUGUAUAAUGCAGGCAUAACAGCUGGACAUUUUAGCUAUAUCUUUUUGGUGGAUGCUUCGUCAGCUACUGAGCCAGAGACAAUGGUGGCUUUGGCUAACUUGGCUGACGAGUGUACAACCGUUAUAGUUACUGGUGCACCCAGAAAUCGUUCAACCUGUGUCCGCUCAGAUAUUGCUAGGCGGAAGGGAUUGAGAAGAUCGUACUUUGAAAGGCUUUGUGAGUUUGGUCCAUACAAAAAUGAUAAUCCGAUGUUCACAGCGCAGCUGGCAAAAUCAGUCUCCUGAACGUUGCCAAUACAGUGAGUGCAUAGUGAAUUAUCUCAUGUAAAUUGAUACCUUCUUUACUCUUUUACAUUUGAUGUCAACUCAGAGAUAGAAAUUUUGCAAGCAAGUGAUGUUGGUUUGGGGUUAAAUAAAUUAGUUUUUGCCCAUGAAA
Molecule: messenger RNA, 2656 nt
Organism: Theobroma umbraticum
Lineage: Eukaryota; Viridiplantae; Streptophyta; Magnoliopsida; Malvales; Malvaceae
Product: putative 3-hydroxyisobutyryl-CoA hydrolase 3
Biological process (GO): L-valine catabolic process
Molecular function (GO): 3-hydroxyisobutyryl-CoA hydrolase activity
Source: RefSeq, a predicted model, not a curated record